Molecule: messenger RNA, 1231 nt
Organism: Owenia fusiformis
Lineage: Eukaryota; Metazoa; Annelida; Polychaeta; Sabellida; Oweniidae
Source: the annotation of a GenBank genome assembly
CAUACGUCGGAACGGCUCACAUCACCCAUGGGUCCAUUUUAUUUAUACAUGGCAUGGGAUUACAUCGGGGAUUAAAAAGUUAUUCCUAGAAACGCUAUAAUAACUAAAAAACCCUAUAAUAGCUCUUUGUGUCUACUAUACUAUCAAUGAUAUACAUUGACCUGGAUACAAUGUUUGCUAUACAGGGAAUUUCUAAAAGUGAUGAGUCACAAUCAACAUGAAGCAGAAAGUAGAGGAUGGCUUACUCCAGAUGACGGAGCUAGUCUUUCUGUUCUGCGUGGCUUUCACAGUAAUAUGCUUGGUGUGUCUAAACUUAUCUAUCACGCUGAAAUCGACUAACCCGAGAUAUCGAGCACAUGAUUUUACUACCGAAAAACUACAACAUAACGAAAAGUCUACGUAUAACAAAAACAACAACGACGAAAUAAAAAUUCUCAUAUGGACUACAUAUUACUCCGGACUUUUAAACUUUUCCGCAAAGUGCUCUGUUAAUCGCUGUAGUUUUCACCACGAUAAAUCCAAAUUAGGGAUAUCAACAAGUGAUGCGGUCUUAUUCCACGUGUGGAGCGGUGACUUUAACAGUUUGGACAUACCUCCGAUUCGUUUCUUUUGGCAGAACUAUAUUUUUUUUUCGUUAGAAAAUCCAACAAGGCAUACCUUCUCCAAACAACUGAACUUGACGAAAUUCGACGGUUUCUUUAACCUUACAGCUACAUACAAACUAGACUCUGAUGUACCUUUGCCUUAUGGGCAAUAUAUUUCUUCAAAAACAAAUCUAAAACCUAGAAGUCCAAGGAGGAAUUAUUACAUUGAAAAUAGACGUGAUGAAAGGGACAAGAAUGCUACUAUUCUCUGGACUGUAAGUCACUGUAAUACAAAGAAUAAGAGGAUGCAGUUUGUGAAAGAGCUACAAAAACAUAUAAAAGUUGAUAUAUUUGGAAAAUGUGGAAAACCCUGUGCGCGUUACAGAAAAUGUGGGACACAGCCAUAUAUGUUUUACCUGGCCCUCGAGAAUGCCGAUUGCAAGGACUACAUCACAGAAAAAGUGUGGAAAAAUGCAUUACUUGAGAAUCUAAUACCAAUAGAUAUUGACUAUUUAUUGAGCGUAAUCUAUGGAUUAUAUUCAACUCGGUGGCUACUUGCCAUUACUGAAGUUACAGUACAAUACCCAAUACUUGGUCAAAGCAAAUUGCAAUUGCGAAUGACAUUGGAUGAAGAAAAGAAUGAAUGA